Suhomyces tanzawaensis NRRL Y-17324 is the source of this 408-nucleotide messenger RNA. Its product is annotated as dolichyl-diphosphooligosaccharide-protein glycotransferase. Bases 1 to 408 code for a protein of 135 amino acids. The record is from RefSeq and is a predicted model, not a curated record. Gene Ontology annotation, cellular component: oligosaccharyltransferase complex; membrane. NCBI's taxonomy places the organism in Eukaryota, Fungi, Ascomycota, Pichiomycetes, Serinales, Debaryomycetaceae. The transcript has 2 exons. Gene Ontology annotation, biological process: protein N-linked glycosylation.
AUGGCCAAAAAGGAAGUCGCCAUCAAGAAGGCCCAGGCCCAAACAGGUACCUCUGCCUCCGGCGUCUCCGGCGUCCAGUCCAAAAAGAUCUCCAAUUCGUUUGGCGAAUUGUUCGCUGCCAUCUCCACCACCUACAACGACUACUCCACCACCUUGACCCCCAGAUUGAAGUUGAUAGACUUGUUUUUGGUAUUCUUGGUGGCUUUGGGCGUGUUGCAGUUUGUGUACGUGAUUUUGGUGGGAAACUUCCCUUUCAAUGCGUUCUUGGGAGGCUUCAUCAGCUGUGUGGGCCAGUUCGUGUUAUUGGUCAGUUUGAGAUUACAGAUCAAGACUCCAGAAAGAUCGUUUGGAGAUUUCAUUUUUGCCAGUUUGAUCUUGCACUUUGUUGUUUACCAUUUCAUAAACUGA